CUUUUUUUGAGAAAUUAGAAUUUUGAGAGAGACGAGAGAAAAAAAUGUAUUCAUCUAGGGUUUUUGGAGGAUGCAGAGCUCUAAUGGCGGCUGCAAAAUCGACAGCUACAAAACCUUCUUUCACCACCGCCGCUACUGGUGGUACUACUCCUGCUGCUCCGAAAGGUAUUCUUAAGGUAGUUCCUGUUUCUCCAGCUCUUGGUGAGUUUCUCGGUGGUGUUCCUGAAGCUUCCCGUACUGAUGCUGUUAAGAAGAUUUGGGUUUACAUCAAGGCCAACAAUCUUCAGAAUCCUGCUGACAAGAGGCAGAUAAUAUGUGAUGAGAAGCUGAAGAGUAUUUUCGAUGGGAAGGACAAAGUUGGGAUGCUGGAGAUUGCAAAAUUGUUGACACCACAUUUUGUCAUGGCUGCGUAACAACAAACUGAUGGUUUGGCUGCUGGGAUAAUAACACUCUCUUUUUUUAGUCUGUUGCGUAGUUAUGGUUGUCAGCUGGAAUAGUAAUACUCUCUUUUUUUUUGUCUGUUGCAUAGUUAUGGUUGUCAGCUUGAUUGUUUUAGUGCUCUUACGUAGUGGUUGAUAGUCAUCACACUAUCUAGCUGUUUUAUUGGAUGCAGUUUGUUUUGUAAGUACGUGUUCUGCUUCCAGUUCCAUCUAGCCAUCUACUUUUGUACACUUUUACGUAAGAACAUUAGAAUUCACUAUAUUAAGCAAUCCUCUUCAAACUA
Papaver somniferum (opium poppy) is the source of this 724-nucleotide messenger RNA. Its product is annotated as upstream activation factor subunit spp27-like. The transcript has 2 exons. Lineage: Eukaryota; Viridiplantae; Streptophyta; Magnoliopsida; Ranunculales; Papaveraceae. The coding region runs from base 45 to 413 and encodes 122 amino acids. The record is from RefSeq and is a predicted model, not a curated record. Gene Ontology annotation, cellular component: nucleus.